CGUCGACGGCACCGAGUCCGGUCUCCGGCACGCUCGCGCGUAUACGGUACGGUCUCGUCAAGUUAACCGGUGUCCGAGUCCGUAGCGUACGCGCGAUCCGCGAACUCUCGCGCAAACGACAGGCGUCCUCGUUCUCGUCGGGUCUGCCUACCUUCACUUUUACUCGCUCCUGAAAUGUUGCUUUCUUACUCGCCCCCGCAGACAAUUGUUAACGAGUGGAAAAGGCUGUGUUCGGCUACGAAGGGCAGACUAAUGAUCUAAGAGUCGUCGGAACUGGAGACGGCGGAUUGGAGGAGAUGAUCGAUCGAUUAAGUAGUAGUCACAUCAUGUACGCAUUUUGUAGAGUUAUCGAUACUAAAACAAGUCUACCAAAGUGUCUGCUUAUUAACUGGCAAGGAGAAGGCGCUCCAAUCGUUAGGAAAGGAACGUGCGCCAAUCACAUUAGGGAUGUAGAAAAAUUGUUGAAAGGAGCACAUAUAACGAUCACCGCGCGCUCCGAAGAUGAUGUUGAGGUAGACGUGAUUAUGGAAAAGCUCGCGCGAGCAACAGCCUCCGCAUAUAAGUUUAAUGAGCCGCGCAGCGAGAAUGAGGGACACACUGGUCCUGUUGGAACAACAUAUCGCAGAGUAAUCCCGGAACAAGAGAUAAAUGCAACGGAGAGAGAUCAGUUUUGGGAGAAGGAAGAGAUGGAGGAGAAGAAGAGAUUGGAACAAGAGCGGAUGCGCUGUGAACAGGAGCGACAGAAGAUGGAACGCGAAAUUAGAGCUCGGGAAGAGAAGGAAACGCAAUUGAGGGAACAACAAGUAACCGCUAAGGAAAAUUCAAUCGCUCGUCAAAAGCUGGCCGAGCAGCGUGCCGAGGAGGUGAACAAUAUACGCAAUCAAAAGGCUGCCCAAAAUUAUAGUAACGACGCUGAAGAUGAUCACAAGUCACGAAGCGAUGAACUACGGAGGCAGAGGAGCAAGGAAACGCAGCAGCUGAUUGCUCAAAGAACAAUAAACGCUCGAGCGAUAUUCGAACAGAAUUCGGCGGCCGGUCAGAUGAAGACGAGCUCGGCGCAACAAUUUUUACCCAAGAACAAUCACGUGGAGUCCAUGAGAAAAGCGUUGGAAGAGGCGCAGAUAAAGGACCAGCCCGACGUAAAGUCCCACGAGGAAACACCGGCCGAGGCGAAAAAGCCGAGUGUGGAAACAGUGACGGUCUCCUCGUCCGCGGUACCUCAGUCUCAGAAUACCAAUCAAGAAUCGAAAACGACCGCGAAUCCGGAGCCUGUGCAGACGGCGGAGAACAAGCAGACCGUCGAAAAUGAAUUGUACAACCAAUUAGACGGCCCGUACUUAUAUUUCGAUCCGAAUAACGAGGGAAUGAAGGCCAGAGCUUUGUACGACUAUCAAGCCGCCGACGACACGGAAAUCACGUUCGAUCCUGGCGAUAUAAUCACGCACAUAGACGCGAUCGACGAGGGCUGGUGGCAAGGUCUUGGACCCGACGGAACAUACGGACUUUUCCCUGCUAAUUAUGUCGAAGUUAUCGAGUAUAACGCAACAUGAUAAGACACGUG
Molecule: messenger RNA, 1561 nt
Organism: Vollenhovia emeryi
Lineage: Eukaryota; Metazoa; Arthropoda; Insecta; Hymenoptera; Formicidae
Gene: Abp1
Product: drebrin-like protein
Exons: 5
Coding region: 297-1550 (417 amino acids)
Biological process (GO): neuron projection morphogenesis; postsynaptic actin cytoskeleton organization; positive regulation of dendritic spine morphogenesis
Cellular component (GO): cortical actin cytoskeleton; postsynaptic membrane; lamellipodium
Molecular function (GO): actin filament binding
Source: RefSeq, a predicted model, not a curated record